Molecule: messenger RNA, 6076 nt
Organism: Pseudophryne corroboree (corroboree frog)
Lineage: Eukaryota; Metazoa; Chordata; Amphibia; Anura; Myobatrachidae
Product: zinc finger protein ZFP2-like
Exons: 2
Coding region: 218-2587 (789 amino acids)
Source: RefSeq, a predicted model, not a curated record
UAUUUAGGUAGAACGUCUUUCUCGUAUAAAGGCAGAAGAUAUAAGGAGAGAAGAAGAGACAUAUGUGACUGAUAUAAAGGCAGAAUAUAUAGAGGGAGAAGAAGAGACAUAUGUGAAUGAUAUAACGGGAAAAGAUACAGAGGAAGAAGAAGAGACGUAUGUGACUGAUAUAAAGACAGAAGAUAUAGAGGGAGAAGAAGAGACGUAUGUGACUGAUAUGAUGACAGAAGAUACAGAGGGAGAAGAAGAGACGUAUGUGACUGAUAUAAAGGCAGAAGAUAUAGAGGGAGAAGAAGUGACGUAUGUGACUGAUAUAAAGACAGAAGAUAUAGAGGGAGAAGAAGAGACGUAUGUGACUGAUAUGAUGACAGAAGAUACAGAGGGAGAAGAAGAGACGUAUGUGACUGAUAUAAAGGCAGAAGAUAUAGAGGGAGAAGAAGUGACGUAUGUGACUGAUAUAAAGGCAGAAGAUACAGAGGGAGAAGAAGAGACGUAUGUGACUGAUAUAAAGGCAGAAUAUAUAGAGGGAGAAGAAGAGACGUAUGUGACUGAUAUAAAGGCAGAAGAUAUAGCGAGAGAAGAAGAGACGUAUGUGACUGAUAUAAAGGCAGAAGAUACAGAGGGAGAAGAAGAGACGUAUGUGACUGAUAUGAUGACAGAAGAUACAGAGGGAGAAGAAGAGACGUAUGUGACUGAUAUAAAGGCAGAAGAUAUAGAGGGAGAAGAAGUGACGUAUGUGACUGAUAUAAAGGCAGAAGAUACAGAGGGAGAAGAAGAGACGUAUGUGACUGAUAUAAAGGCAGAAUAUAUAGAGGGAGAAGAAGAGACGUAUGUGACUGAUAUAAAGGCAGAAGAUAUAGCGAGAGAAGAAGAGACGUAUGUGACUGAUAUAAAGGCAGAAGAUACAGAGGGAGAAGAAGAGACGUAUGUGACUGAUAUAAAGACAGAAAAUACAGAGGGAGAAGAAGAGACGUAUGUGACUGAUAUAAAGGCAGAAGAUACAGAGGGAGAAGAAAAGACAUAUGCGACUGAUAUGAUGACAGAAGAUACAGAAGGAGAAGAAGAGAUGUAUGUGACUGAUAUAAAGGCAGAAGAUAUAGCGGGAGAAGAAGAGACGUAUGUGACUGAUAUCAAGGCAGAAGAUACAGAGGGAGAAGAAGAGACGUAUGUGACUGAUAUAAAGGCAGAAGAUAUAGAUGGAGAAGAAGAGACGUAUGUGAGGGGUGAUCAGCAGUGUAAGGAAGAUGAGAUCCCUACAGAUAUCAGCACAGCAGAUGGACACACAAGCAGGAAUAUCUCAGAAGGACAUCUAAUGUUAUCCCUAGAUUCUGAAAUAACAGAUAAUGACAGUAGACAGGAUUCUCCAGGAGCUAACCCCAUUACCCCAAUUAUUCAUCCAGCUCUAUCAGCUGAUCCCUCUGAUACUGGGAAAUGUUCUCCUGAUCACUCUGAUAUUGGUGCAUCUGUUACAGCUCUGACAGUAGAUACAGUGUUUCCUUGUUCUAUAGAUGCCAAAUGUUUUACACAGAACACAAAGCCUAUUACCCAUCAGCCAGCUAAGGCAGGGGACGGGCCAUUUCCAUGUUCUGAGUGUGGGAAAUGUUUUACAUAUAAAUCAUAUCUUGUUAGACAUGAGAGAAGUCACACAGGUGAGAAGCCGUAUUCCUGUUCUGAGUGUGGGAAAUGUUUCGCAUAUAAAUCACAACUUGUUACACAUCAGAGAAGUCACACAGGUGAGAAGCCAUAUUCCUGUUCUGAGUGUGGGAAAUGUUUUGCAUACAAAUCACAUUUUGUUAUUCAUCAGCAUGCUCACACAGGUGAGAGGCCAUUUUCCUGUUCUGAGUGUGGGAAAUGUUUUACAUAUAAAUCAUAUCUUGUUAGACAUGAGAGAAGUCACACAGGUGAGAGGCCAUUUUCCUGUUCUGAGUGUGGGAAAUGUUUUGCAUGUAAAUCAGUUCUUGUUACACAUCAGAGAAGUCACACAGGUGAGAAGCCAUUUUCCUGUUCUGAGUGUGGGAAAUGUUUUUUAUCGACAUCACAUCUUGUUAGUCAUCAGAGAAGUCACACAGGUGAGAAGCCAUAUUCCUGUUCUGAGUGUGGGAAAUGUUUUUUAUCGACAUCACAUCUUGUUAGUCAUCAGAGAAGUCACACAGGUGAGAAGCCGUACUCCUGUUCUGAGUGUAGGAAAUGUUUUGCACAGAAACCAGCUCUUGUUAUACAUCAGAGAAGUCACACAGGUGAGAAGCCAUAUUCCUGUUCUGAGUGUGGGAAAUGUUUUUUAUCGACAUCACAUCUUGUUAGUCAUCAGAGAAGUCACACAGGUGAGAAGCCGUACUCCUGUUCUGAGUGUGGGAAAUGUGUUGCAUGGAAAUCACAUCUUGUUAUUCAUCAGAGAAGUCACACAGGUGAGAAGACGUAUUCCUGUUCUGAGUGUGGGAAAUGUUUUGCACACAAAUCACAUUUAGUUACACAUCAGAGAAGUCACACAGGUGAGAAGCCAUUUUCCUGUUCUGACUGUGGGAAAUGUUUUUCAUCGACAUCACAUCUUGUUAGACAUCAGAGGAGUCACACAGGUGAGAAGCCAUAGUCCUGUUCUGAGUGUGGGAAAUGUUUUGCACGGAAAUCAGUUCUUGUUAAACAUCAGCGAUUUCACAGAUGAGAAGCCAUUUUCAUGCUGUGAGAGAAAUAAAUCUGCUCUUGUUGAACAUAUUAGACAUUACCCAAGUCCGAAACCAUUUACAUCUUCUGGAGUAUAAUUAUCACUGUCGUCCAAUGUUCCUCAAGGGUGAAUCCGAUCUCCUAUGCUUUAUAAAAUAUACAUGCUACCACUGGGUGAUAUAAUCAGACGUCAUGGCCUGAUCUACCACUGCUAUGCAGAUGACCUGCUUUUUGCUCCAUGUACUGAGAACCUAAUACCAAUAAAUGGUUGUCUAGCUGAGCGCCAGGGGUGGAUGAUGCCAGUUGGCUGUGACUCAGUCUUUGUGAAACAUAAUAGAAGCUCCCAAACAAAGGACAAGACUACAGCUUUACCAACCAUCUGGAUUUAUGCUUUGGUGUUCAGAAUCGCAAAAUACUGAACGUGUGCUGAAUCUUUGUGUUGUCCUGGUAUGUGGAUGACACAGACAUCAGGUAUCCGCCACAUACAAUUCCUCAUUCUUCCAUCUGUGGACCAUAACCAGAAUCAAGCUCUUGAUUCCCUCAGAAGUUCAUAGACUACUGCAAUGCCAUCUACCUGGGUCACCCAGCAAAAGAAUUACAGAGCUUUCAGGUUUUCCAAAAGGUGGAGAAAGUAAAUUCUCCUCCCAAUUGGAGAGUAACCCGCACCAGGAUAUAACUGUCCUGAUAGUUUAUGUACUUGGGGUACCUUUAUAUUAAAUAAUACCACUAUCACAAUUAAGUGAAUAAAUCGUGGGACAUUCUCAAGGUAAUUAUAGGUGCUACCAACUGAUUUAGGUCAAGGAAUAAAGUCAAAUCCCCAAAGGGAGGGGAAAGAAAAAAUAAAUCAGUUUUUUUGUGCGGUGCACACAACCCAAUAUCCAAUAUAUUAAAAUAUUUUUCUUUAUUGAUAAAUUGUUAAAAAAUCCCUAUGUUAUUCGUAUUUAUAGGCAAAAUUGCCACACUUAAUAUUUAUUAAUUUUAUGUAUAAUUAAGGAUAUUAAUCAGACUAGUAUUGUCCUUAAAUUUGUAAUCAAGCAAAGUAAUAAAAGAUAGUAAGGAAAGUGAAAAAGAAUGAAAAUUAAGUGAAUAAAGAUUAAAAACAAAGCUGGUGUGUCGAGUGCCUUUUGUAUUUAUGUAAUAAGAUGGUCCUAAUGUGCGUAAACCGUACUGGUUCCCACUGAGUUAUAUUGACAUAAAAGGUUCUUACUGGGAAAUACGUGAAUAUUUAACUGCAAUAAUACUCAUUACUGGGAUGUGUUCCACAGAUGCAAUAUGGUAUUAAUAAUUAUGAUAGUAAAUGUGUGUCGGUUAACAGAUGAUUUCAGACAGAGACACAGAUCCUAUAUUGUAAUAGUUAUUGCAGGUUCCACACGAUCCCAUCCCUGGGGUGUUGCAUAUUAUGCCUGCAGAGUUCGUUUACUCAAGGUGAUUUAUUGUGUCUUUUAUUGUAGUGCAAAGGAUACAUGUGAGGUAAGAGAUAAGUCACUCAAUAGAGCACCCAAAGUUGUCACAUUACCCACAUCAAGUGCUAUUUAGGCACAGUUGCCUGAAUAAUAUUGGCAAGCUGGACUGUGAAUUUGCUAUAAAAUAUUAUUGUCACUACAAUGUCCUGCUGAAUCACCACCUUUAAUUUCCCAUGUGAUCUGUGACUCAGAAAAGAUCCAAAGAUAGUCAGUUGACACAGUAAUUUGGGCCAGCAAUAACUCCUAUGUGGUCAUCCAGCGCCCCAUCUGAUAUGAUGUGCACGAUUUAAAUAUAUCACCGUGCAAUCUGUAGUUGCAGUUAGUGCCUCUAUAGUUGGAUUCUUGCUUUCUGCUGCUAAUAUUGCGCAGUUCUCAUUCUCAUUAAUAGAGAUCUCGAUCCAACUCAAUCCAUAUGCUUAUACACUUGGUAAUAAGCGUACUCCUGCUAGAUGUUUAGCGGUGCAGUGAUUGCUUUCAAGUGUCUAACAGUCGUAUAUAUUAUUGCAAUUAGACAGGCAAUUACACCGCUCAUCUGGUAUGCUGUAUGCAGGUUGAUGAUAACACAUUCACCUAUGUUUUUAAUUGCUAUAAACUCCACCUAUAAGUUUGGCAGUGCAGUGAUUGUUAUGGUGCAGCACGUCAGUGAAAUGUCACAAUGGAGAUUAUUGAUUCCUGAGGAUACUGCUGUAAGUUUGGUAGUACUGUAAUUCGUUUCUAAUUUCUAACAGUCACGUAUGUUUUACAGUAGCACGGGCGGUUGUACCGCUCGUCAGGUACACUGUAUACAGGCUAAUAAUAGCACAUUCUCCUGUGUAGAUACUGCUACAAGUUUGGCUGUGCCGUAAUUAGUUUCCAAUUUCCAACAAUCACAUAUGUUUCACAAUGAGACGAGCGGUUGCACCGCUCGUUAGAUACACUGUAUACAGGCUAAUAAUAACACCUUCUCCUGUGAUCUUAAUUAUCAAUACUUCUACUAUAUGUUCAUCAGUGCAGUAAUUAAUUUCAGAUUUCUACCAGUCACAUAUAGUAUUAUGACUGGGCGGGCAGUUGCACCGCUCGUCGUAACGCUAUCUGCAGGUUAACAGAGGCACAUUCUCCUAUGUACGUACACACAUUUGAUCGGACACUUUUUCUAACAUUUAUAUAUUGCACAUUAGACACAUCAGCCUAACGCCAAUGCACAUUUCGCUCAUAGGCUUCCUCAGGGCACUAUAUCUUGCAGCUAGUACAGAAUGCAGCAGCCAAGCUGUUACCUGACCAGCCCGUUCCAGCCUCAUAACACCCAUUCUCUACUCCCUUCACCGGCUGCCUGUAAGAUGACAAAUCUAUUUCAUAAUUAACUAAAUGACCUUCCCAGCCCAGCAUUACAUGGUCCAAGGUACUAGAAGCAGCUUCUGCCUCCUUACUGCCCUGCUGGCUUCUACAGAUGAAGGACUGUUACCAGCAGUACCAAGAAUCUCCUGUAAUUCAUUUAUGGGUUGAACGUUUAGCUUUGACCAUGGAACUCACUGCCUUGCACAGUCCAAGAGGCCUCCACUCUAGAGACCUUCACAAGCAGACUGAUGACUGCUACUCACACUUUUCAUUAAUGUACCUCUAUUUACUUCCUAAAUAAUACAUCCCAAAUGCUUAGGUCUUUAUUCUGCUGUUUAUUUUGUAUCUUGUGCUUUGUGUGAAUGUGUAAUGCCAGUUUCCACAAUCUGUAUUGCUGCACGACAAUAUGGCGGCCAUUGGAACGUGUUUUCACUUCUUGUAGUUUACCUAACUUGUUGCAGACACUCAUCUUGACAUGGAGUGUUUUCUGAUACAAGAUCCUAUCCAUAUAUACCCUGUACAUUAUCAUGUGCAUUAGAGUCACCCGGGUUCCAUCUGCGGUGGUUUGUUGUAUGUUACAUCUAUAUGGUGCGGAUACUCCCCUGUAUGAUUUCAUAAUAAAAGCUUUUGUUUGCAUCUAA